AGAUAGUAGAAGAGGCACUAGAGCCUCCUUUGUCUCCAGCAUCUACUUCUUUGUCUCUGAUGAAAGAGGAAGUAGUAUUCAACAAAAGUGGAAUGUUGAACAAAGAGGCUCUGAUGUCGUGUGCGCCUCGAAGCUGCGCCGAUGCUCCAGAUAUUCAUCUGGCUAGUAGAAAGGUUUUAGAGGUCGAAGAGGAACGGAAGGGUCCAGAGCAGCAGAUCUCACAACAACACUUAAGGCUUCCCGCCCUAAUCCAUCUCUAUAGACAUCCCGCAACAGAAGUAUGCAUCGCGCCAUACAGGAGCCAGGGGAGAUCGAGAUAUUACUGACGCGUAUGUCUCCAUAUGUAAUCCUUGCGGGAGCCCUAGUGCUACAACAAGGAUGAACUUAUUUUUAGGGGAAGAAGCUCUAAGACUACACAAACAACAGAUGCUGAAAGAUAAACUGAUGUUCAAAGAACUGAUGUUUAAGGAUCUUGGAGGGGGCGAACAACAAAUGACCGCUACGAGACCCGGACGUGGGCUUUUGCGUUCGUCACAAUCAUCUCCAGUCCUUUGUCGCGCACCGUCACCAGACCUUCCACCUUUAUUUGGAGAGUUGCUUCCUGAAGCUGGAGGAUCCCGCACAACGUCACCUAUUGGAAUUGACCCACUGACUGGAGGAACUGCUUUUUCUGAUCAGUUGGCCGGGGCAGUGUUAUGAAACGGACAUUGUUUCUUGACAGAUUAUUAUUAAUAUUCCGUCAGUAGUUUAUUAUUAAACUUUAUUAACAGAUUAUUAUUAAUAUUCCGUCAGUAGUUUAAGUUUAUUAUUCCAAUUCAGUAGUUUAUUAUUCCAAUUCCAAGGCGCUCCUCGCGAGCACCCCCCUUCCUGGCAUCCUGCCGGGGGACCUCGUAGGCUGUGCAGCAAGACUUACCUGUAACGAACAAAGGAUCCUUAAUUAGGUGUUUGUUUACUAAGUAACGGGCGCUGCAGUCUUGACCUGAAAUAGCUCCUCUACAAGACCCAAUCCAACUUGUGCUCCCAUUUCAAGCACAGGGUUAAUAGUGAAGCUAGCACCUAUUUAUUAUUAUUCCGGCUCAGUGUCUUCAAUGGUCUCUAGUACUAUAGUUGCUAUUGUUCUCUAAUUUAUAACAAGGUGAAGGUUCUCGCUCCGAUCAGUAAGUAUCACUGAGUUCAUCUUCAUCUUUAGAGUCACAUAGUGAACGACUACGCGAUUCGCCUCUAACCUCACACGGCACCGACCAAAGCACAGCACCAAGAGGCGAGUUUGUUCUUCCAAAGCCUUGUAUGAAGAGAAGCUCGACUAUGAUGUUCCCACUAGUGAGAGACGAUGAUGACAGCCUAGCAACAUCUUCAAGCUUGUUUUUGAGGACCCGCGACCGGAGUCGGAGUGGUGUCGAGCUAAAAGAGCUAGAAGGCGUCUCAAGCAGACACGACCACGAGGGUGCCCGUGGAGAUGCAAGAGGUGGAUCAUACCAAGAAAGGCGUAAUCCUGGUUCUUCGCCUUCAGGGAAAAAACACUUUACAACUGCUGGUGUUAAGGGUUCCCACAUUACAUCCUUCACUACCAUCCCUGGCUCUUUAUUUUGCAGUAGGAAAUAAGGCAGGGAUGUUCUGAGGAAUGCAAUUCCGUGACCUCUAAUGCUGACAGUUGUAGCAAUCAGGGGGAUCUUGAGGCACAAUCUUCUUCACUUGGUCCACAUAGAGGUGGUAAUCGCGGUAAUGUUGAGCAUGAUCAUCAAGAAGGUCUUCUAGGUCCGCACCAUAUCCUCCAGCAAAGCGGUGGAAUAGAAAAGCAAAUGCGAGCUGAUUUGCGUGGAGCACUUGCAGCUGCAGCGAAUUUACUCGGAUGUGGAGGUGGUGCCUGUGCGGCAGAGCAGCCACCUAGUCAGAGUCCGCGAGGGCGUGUUAAGGCUCUACUUUGGUAUAGUUAUUGCGAACAGAGGGAAAGCCGUCCUUUUCUAGAAAUAAGCGUAGGAUAUCCUCUGCUCUUGCAGUCGAAAGGAAAAUGAUGAUGAUCUACGAUAGGCGAUCACGGUCUCUGCGAUACCUCUCUAAUACCGGCCACGGAGGUUUCGCCACCUCUCCCCCUGA
Messenger RNA from Amoebophrya sp. A25, 2094 nucleotides. Lineage: Eukaryota; Dinophyceae; Syndiniales; Amoebophryaceae. The record is from the annotation of a GenBank genome assembly.